Molecule: messenger RNA, 1788 nt
Organism: Labrus bergylta (ballan wrasse)
Lineage: Eukaryota; Metazoa; Chordata; Actinopteri; Labriformes; Labridae
Source: RefSeq, a predicted model, not a curated record
CUGCAGAAAUGUCGAGGUCUUCUUAUCAUCCAGGAGCUAACCUAAACCCAGCCGAGGACUACAGAAGGGGGAGAAGGAUCAUUGCUGAAGAUCCAGACUGGUACCUGACUUUAGUGCCUUGCUUAUCAAAACUGUGUCUGCAAAGCAUCAUUAAAAACUUUGAAGUGAGGCAGAUAUUCGAAGAGCUUAAACCCAGCGAGAAAGAGUUUGUGCAAGAAGGACUGUCUACUUCCCUGCCCCUGGAUGUGACCGCCAACUGGAUCACAGAUGGAGUUUACUGGAAGCGAUGCUGUGAGGGGCGGUGGGACCUUUGUGAUGUCUCCCAUUAUGGAAACAGCUGGAAGCGAAUGUUUUUUGAGAGGCACAUGGAGAACAUUAUUGAGCUUUUUAUUCCAGAGGUAACAGAGACAAAUAAAGUUCUGGAUUUGGUGCCAAUUUGUAAGAAUUAUGUCAAGAGGCUCGACAUUACCCAGCUCCUACCACCUAUCAAGGAGCCACAGACAGAGGAAGAGGAAGAUGGCUUGGAGUUGUUAGGCAAUAAUGAAGGACCAUCCAUUGACCACUUUAACUUUAACAUCCUGCUCAGUAAGCUGACAAACCUGGAAGAGCUCCAUUUGGUUUAUCGGGUCAAGCAAUGUGGAAUGAACUUUGAAUGGCAGAUGUUUGAGAUGACUGACCGAGAUUGUGUGUCCCUUGCAACAGCCCUUAAGUCCUGCAUGACUCUAAAGCUUCUCAGGCUCCAUGAAAGUCACAUUGAUGAUAAAAAGUGCCGCCUGCUGGUGAAACACCUUUUGGACCAUCCGUCCCUGAGGAAGCUGGACUUUUCUUACAACCUGAUCGGAGACAGAGGAACCAGAGCCGUCGCUAAACUACUCGCCAGGAGUAAACUGGAGACCCUGAACAUGUGCUGCAAUGAAAUCAGAGAACAUGGAGCCAAAGCUAUAGCUCAUGCCUUGUCCAACAACUCCACCCUUUUGUCUCUUAACCUGCGUCUGAACCGUUUGGGGGACGAGGGGGGUCAGGCUAUUGGGAAGGCCUUGCUGAACAACGACAACAACACCCUUCUUCACCUGCACCUGGGAGGCAAUACGUUGACGGCACCAACUGCCAUCGCACUUGCCAAAGUGAUUGCUCAGAAUAAAACCUUAAAGGGCAUCAAUCUCUCCUGCAACAACCUGGGUGUGGCUGGAGGAAAAGCUCUGGAGGAGGCGAUGUCUUACAACACCAAUAUAACAGAGUGUGAUAUCCGUCAGACAGAGGUGGAUGAGCAGAGUGUUUCCUUCAUAAACCAGGUGGUUUGGAACAACAAGAGUUCAGAAAAAAAGAAAAAAACUCAAGAGAAUAAAUCCAAAUAGACCUAAACAGCUUUAUUUUUGUAAUAAAAACCCAUCUUAAUCAAGUUUGAUUGAGGAUUCCCGUUCCUGCCCUGCAUUAUCCUGUCUUAAAGUGCACAUGCUUUGCUCUGCAUUUCAAACUAAAGUAGAUCAAAUUUAAGAUUUGAUCUCAGAGCGGGAAAAAGAAGAAAAAAUGGAGCCCUAAAAAGACAUUUGUCACCUUUCCAUUGUAAUUCUUAUUUUGACUUUUGAUGUCAAUUUCGGAUGUUCACAAAAAAAAGUUAAUGAGAUCAUUUCGCAUAAGGAGUCCUGUGUUUUUGCACUUUCAAAUGAAAAUGUUAAAAAACUACAAAAGCAUAUUGUGCAGUAUCGCUCACCAGCAUAUUUAUCCAAAUUAAGACGUAGUCCUCCAUACGUCCAGUUUCCAUGAUGUGAAGUAUGAAAUGAUGACUUC